UGUGUUGUUAGGAAACAUGGCGACGGCAGUCGAUCCACACAUCUAUCGUCUUUUACUGUUAUAUUUCCUUCACAUAAGCCUUUCUCAGCAAGCAUCAGCAUCACGAGAGUGUCACUGUACAAGCGGAUGUGACGUCAACUUCUGGUGCACUGGCGGCUGUCUCCAGGGCUGGUCAGGCCCCACGUGUCAGAUCCGGAAUAUAGCUCUGAACAAAUCAACAGAACAAAGCAGCACUAUCAAUGACUGUAAGUGGGCGAAAACAGCCGCCUGGAAACACGUGUGUGGGGACAAGACUUCCUCCCUGGCUGUGGACGGUGUGACCAGCAGCAGCUACUGGUCAGGGACCUGCACACACACCGCGACAGGCAAGACAUUCGCCUGGUGGACCGUGGACCUGGGAGAGACACACCUCAUCACCAAUCUGACAAUAUUCUUCUCAAAUAGACAACGAAUGACAGGUUUCUUGGUACGCGUAGACGAUCAUCCCUGCUAUCAACAGGACCAGUCCCACCUUCCCAUCUCCCCUGUCAGCAUCAGCUGUGACACCCCUACAUCUGGACAAAGUGUCACUGUUCGUCUGCCAACACUGAACGGCUCGGAAUACAUUCUCAAUCUCUGUGAAGUGGAAAUAUAUGAGUGUGCUGACGGAGUUUUCGGGCCUGGCUGUAGUUCCUGGUGUUUGUGUAAGAACACAUCUGAGGUGUGUGACAAAGACACUGGACACUGUGAGAGUGGCUGUGCUGACGGGCACACUGGGGCGGACUGUCAGGAACCAGCAUCUUCACGUGAGUGUCACUGUACAAGCGGAUGUGACGUCAACUUCCGGUGCACUGACGGCUGUCUCCAGGGCUGGUCAGGCCCCACGUGUCAGAUCCGGAACAUAGCUCUGAACAAAUCAACAGAACAAAGCAGCACUGUCAAUGACUGUCAGUGGGCGAGUACAGCCGCCCAGAAAGACGUGUGUGGGAACAAGACUUCCUCCCUGGCUGUGGAUGGUGUGACCAACAGCAGCUACUGGUCAGGGACCUGCACACACACCGCGACAGGCCGGCCACCCGCCGAGUGGACAGUGGACCUGGGAGAGACACACCUCAUCACCAAUCUCACAAUAUUCUUCUCAAAUAGACAACGAAUGAGAGGUUUCUUUGUACGCGUAGACGAUCAUCCCUGCUAUCAACAGGACAAGUCCCACCUUCCCCGCUCCCCUGUCAGCAUCAGCUGUGACACCCCUACACGUGGACAACGUGUCACUGUUCGUCUGCCAACACUGAACGGCUCGAAAUACAUUCUCAAUCUCUGUGAAGUGGAAAUAUAUGAGUGUGCUGACGGGAGUUUCGGGCCUGGCUGUAGUUCCUGGUGUUUGUGUAAGAACACAUCUGAGGUGUGCGACAAAGACACUGGACACUGUGAGAGUGGCUGUGCUGACGGGCACACUGGGGCGGACUGUCAGGAACCAACAUCUUCACGUGAGUGUCACUGUACAAGCGGGUGUGACGUCAACUUCCGGUGCACUGACGGCUGUCUCCAGGGCUGGUCAGGCCCCACGUGUCAGAUCCGGAACAUAGCACUGAACAAAUCAACCCAACAGAGCAGCACUAUCAAUGACUGUCAGUGGGCGAGUACAGCCGCUCAGAAAGACGUGUGUGGGGACAAGGCUUCCUCCCUGGCUGUGGACGGUGUGACCAGCAGCAGCUACUGGUCAGGGACCUGCACACACACCGCGACAGGCUGGACAUCCGCCUGGUGGACAGUGGACCUGGGAGAGACACACCUCAUCACCAAUCUCACAAUAUUCUUUUCAACUCCAAAACGAAUGAGAGGUUUCUUGGUACGCGUAGACGAUCAUCCCUGCUAUCAACAGGACCAGUCGUCCCUUCCCAGCUCCCCUGUCAGCAUCAGCUGUGACACCCCUACAUCUGGACAAAGUGUCACUGUUCGUCUGCCAACACUGAACGGCUCGGAAUACAUUCUCAAUCUCUGUGAAGUGGAAAUAUAUGAGUGUGCUGACGGGAGUUUCGGGCCUGGCUGUAGUUCCUGGUGUUUGUGUAAGUACACAUCUGAGGUGUGUGACAAAGCCACUGGACACUGUGAGAGUGGCUGUGCUGACGGGCACACUGGGGCGGACUGUCAGGAACAGUGUAAGGACCGUUUCUAUGGGGCUCAGUGCAGCUCUAGAUGUGGACGGUGUCGUAGUAACGCCAUCUGCAGCAAAACGUCAGGCGACUGCCCGGAUGGAUGUGAACCAGGAUGGCAAGGGAAGACAUGUGACCAAGAAUGUGACGAAGACAGAUAUGGUGACGGGUGUUCUGAGACUUGUGGUCAGUGUGCAGGGAAGUGCAGCCCUGUUAACGGAACAUGUGAUCAGGAGGGUUGCAGUGAUGGGUGGAUGGGGCAGAGGUGUGACGAAGAGUGUAAGGACCGUUUCUAUGGGGCUCAGUGCAGCUCUAGAUGUGGACGGUGUCGUAGUAACGCCAUCUGCAGCAAAACGUCAGGCGACUGCCCGGAUGGAUGUGAACCAGGAUGGAAAGGGAAGACAUGUGACCAAGAAUGUGACGAAGACAGAUAUGGUGACGGGUGUUCUGAGACUUGUGGUCAGUGUGCAGGGAAGUGCAGCCCUGUUGACGGAACAUGUGAUCAGGAGGGUUGCAGUGAUGGGUGGAUGGGGCAGAGAUGUGACGAAGAGUGUAAGGACCGUUUCUAUGGGGCUCAGUGCAGCUCUAGAUGUGGACGGUGUCGUAGUAACGCCAUCUGCAGCAAAACGUCAGGCGACUGCCCGGAUGGAUGUGAACCAGGAUGGCAAGGGAAGACAUGUGACCAAGCAUGUCCAGACGGUACCUUUGGCCUAAACUGCGGACAACGCUGUGGUCAGUGUCUGGCUGGACAUGUGUGUGACAAGGUGACAGGACAGUGUCCGGGUUCGAGGUGUGAGAGGGGAUGGAUGGGACUUCAAUGUGGAACAGCCUGCAACGGCACUGGCUUCUACGGCUACAACUGCAACGAGACAUGUGGGAUGUGUCUCGGGGAUGACUGCCACCACAUCACAGGAGAGUGUCCACGUGGGUGCAGACCAAAGUAUGAGGGUGCCACGUGUAACCUGAAAGAGCCAACUAACGUGGGCACCCAGGCCGGUAUGGCUGUGUUCGUCGCUGUCCUUGUCGUGCUGGUGAUCAUCGCCGUGUACCUUCUGAAGAGACGGCAACAAAAGAGAUCGAAUGGUGAAGUCGCUGCAGCUUCGUCUGAUGUCGUCAUUAACCCAGCAUUUCCUGGUGAAGAAGGCGUGUUGGACGAGAAUGAUGAUGACGGCAUUUACGCCAAUGUGGAAGUGACCACGGUCAAGGUAGCUAAGCUUCGAGAAUACAUCGCCAAGAGAGAGGACAAGUUUGUGUCGGAGUAUGGGAGAGUGCCCCGGGGUCUUCUUCAUCCUCACACCGCCGCCAUCAGCCAGGAACACAUGGCCAAGAACAGAUUCAAAGCCAUGUAUCCUUAUGACCACUCCCGCGUUGUCCUGCAGAAGAUCCCUGGGGACAAGAACUCCGACUACAUCAACGCCAACUACAUCAACACCUACAAGAGGAAGAAGGCUUUUAUUGCAACUCAAGGUCCAACGCCGAAGACUGUGGGCGACUUCUGGAGGAUGGUGUGGCAGGAGGAGACCAACAUCGUCGUCAUGCUCACCAGACUCAAGGAGGGGAUAAAGGUGAAAUGUGAGAAAUACUGGCCGGAGAGGAACAAUCCACUGCAGCUGGCAGACCUGACCAUCACAAACGACGGGGUCGUUGAGAGACCGGACUACUGCAUCAGACAGAUGAUCCUCCAGCACAAGAAGCUGAACGAACGCCGUCGCGUGAUGCAACUGCACUAUGUCACGUGGCCGGACCAUGACGUCCCAUCAAGCCCUCAGCUCGUGCGGUUCUGGAAGGUGUUCCGGUCAAUGACGGUUGACAGCCAGGCUCCCGUCGUCGUUCACUGCAGUGCUGGAGUUGGGCGGACAGGGACGUUCAUUGGACUGGACGCGCUGAUGGAGCGGGCUCUGCAGGAAGGAGUGGUGGACGUCCAUGACUUCGUCCUCAAGAUGAGAGCUGACCGGGUCAGCAUGGUGCAGACAAAGGAGCAGUACCUGUUUAUCCACCAGGUGGUGCUGGAGGCGCUACACAGCGACAUGACACAAAUGACGCCCGCCAUGUUUAACAGACGGUUCAGCACCGAGAACCUUGCUUCGGCAUCAGAGGAAGCCAUCUUGAAAAGAGAAUGGGAGAAACUCCAUGAACUGAAUGAAGAAUUAAGCGCCCCUGCAACCGAGGGGGCUCUUUUGUCAGAAAACACGCGGAAAAACCGAAGCCAGAACAUUCUUCCAGCUGAUAAAUGCCGGCCAAUUCUAAGUCUGCCAGUUGCCGAAAGUAACGAUUACAUCAACGCAGUAUUUGUCCCUACGGAGACCCGUCAGAAAAGCCUCCUGGCCACACAGCUGCCUCUGCCCUGGACUGUGGUGGACUUCUGGAGGAUGGUGUUGGACCACGAUGUGCAGACCAUCGUGUCUCUCGUCUCAGAGGAAUGUUCAUCUCAGGUAGACGCAGCCUUAUUUUGGCCUAAAACAGAUGAGGUUUUGGAGUGUGGACCAUUUCUUGUCACGAAGACGGAUUCAAAGGACGAGGCUAUAGUGUUGAAAGUCUGGUUAAAGAACGCUGAUGAGAGCACCAAAAAGGAUGUCACCUUGCUGUUUGUGACUGACUGGGCAGAGGGAGUGGACACGCCUACAAAUACGUCACAGUUCCUGGGCUUCAUCAACGACCUUGACGCCCGGAACACCUCCGACAACAUCGCCGUCAUGUGCAUGGAUGGUGCCAGUAAGUGUGGACUGGUGUGUGCUGUGCUGAACAUCAUCCAACGACUGAAACAAGACCAGGAGAUUGACGUGUUUCUGACAGUCAGAUUGUUGCAGACAGUCAGACCCAGCUUCCUGAUUUCCUAUGCACAGUACCAGUUCUGCUACAAGUUGGUAAAAGAAUAUCAGAAGACUUCCAACACAGUGUAUGAGAACUUCCAGGGUUAGAGAGGGACACGUCAGCCUCGAUUUCCUCAACGCUGGUCGAGCCACGUCAAGGAAUUACCAAAAAAUACAUACAAAUAUAUAUUUUUUAGAUGAAACAUGUUUCUUGUACACAUAGCAUUGUCAGGGUUUGGAAGCAUAAGAAAUCACAAAGGUGGUUCAAAAUUUUAUCCAAUCCGUUGUUCCAUGUGUUUGAUAGUUUGCUAUAGUUUUACCCGUAGUCUUCAUGUACUGUGUGUUUUUAAUGUUACAUGCUCAGGUGGUUCUACACCAACAUCCGCGUAAAUUAUUUGCACCUCGUUCCACGAUGUGCGUGCCCAUUAUAAUUACAUACAACUGCAAUAUGUAACGGUUUUCCCUUGCCAUUCGCAUGAACCUUAUUGAAGCCAUCUUACUGCAUGGUUGCAUAUAUAUUUCUUUUGAUUUAUUUUUUUCUUCUCUUUUCUUAUGAUUAUUAUCAUUAUUAUACAGAUAAAAAUAAAUAAAUGCAGCAAAGAGGGUUUGGGUGAUCCUGGCACAAUCAGGCUGG
This is a messenger RNA of Haliotis rufescens (red abalone), 5576 nucleotides long. RefSeq lists its product as uncharacterized. The record is from RefSeq and is a predicted model, not a curated record. The coding region runs from base 17 to 5050 and encodes 1677 amino acids. Gene Ontology annotation, molecular function: protein tyrosine phosphatase activity. NCBI's taxonomy places the organism in Eukaryota, Metazoa, Mollusca, Gastropoda, Lepetellida, Haliotidae. Gene Ontology annotation, biological process: protein dephosphorylation. The transcript has 38 exons.